Molecule: messenger RNA, 339 nt
Organism: Lathyrus sativus (Indian pea)
Lineage: Eukaryota; Viridiplantae; Streptophyta; Magnoliopsida; Fabales; Fabaceae
Source: the annotation of a GenBank genome assembly
AUGACUACUUUCAACUCAAGAAAGGGACGUACCUUAAGUUCAAAAGACAUAGCUGAUACAGCUUCAUGGUCUUGUGCUAUUCUUCUUGUAGCACUUAUACUUCUAUGCAUAUUUCGAGAGAGCUCUACGCUUCAUCAAAAUCAUGAGAGCAACCUCGUAUUAUACAAGCGACCCUAUUGCGAUGAAAUCUAUGUGGUUGGUGAAGGUGAGACACUUCACACAAUUAGUGAUAAGUGUGAUGACCCUUUUAUUGUUGAGAAUAAUCCUCAUAUACAUGAUCCUGAUGAUGUUUUUCCUGGCCUUGUUAUCCAGAUUACACCUUCCCCUCAUCAUAACUAG